UCCGGGGGGGUGCGGGACCUGCAGGACCUGCUCUGCUUACUUCGUAUAAUACCCUCCCCGACCCGUCCGGCUUUGGACUUGCUCAGCCUUGGAUCUUCACAUCACCAACACAGCCAUGAAUACUAUCUGGCCCAACUCCAACCGACAACAGUCGACUACCAACUACACCCAAUAACAAGCAAUCUACCUUAAAAAGUCUAUACAUCCCGCGUGAUGUUGUGUGGCAUCCAACCUACCCCAACCCAUCACCACCACCACAGCCUCCUCCGUAGCUUCCGGAGCCACAGGAGUCACAAGCAACGCAAGGACAGCACAGCAGACUCUCUCAGCAGUCAGGAAGAGAUGCAUCACCACCACAGGCACGUCCCGAGCGACGCCAGCUCGCAGUCUCGGCCCUCGCUCGACUCAACGAGCUCCCGCCGGACAGACCUCUCCAUCGACUGGGAUCCCCUCCGGCUGCACCCAUCACUCAGCUCGGGCCCGUCUCCGCCGCUCCAGGACGCCUUUAGCGAUAGCACCUCCAGACGGUACCAGCCGCAUGAGCUGCGGCAUGCCCGCUCCAGCCAGGGCCUCCGUCGGCCGUCAACGUCCCACCACCAACCCACCCAGAGCACCGUCAUCUACGACGGGUUCGACUUUGGCUUCAACAACAACCCAACCCGGGUCAUGACCAAGGCCGCCGCCGCCAGCAACAUGAUGAGGAGAGCGCCCUCCCCUACGCCCAGCGACGCCAGCAGCGAGAGCAGCUUUAGCCUCGGCGAGCCCUCGGACGAGGAGAUGGGUCUGGGUCUCGGUCUCUCCCCUGCACCCGCGCUCAGGUCCCGGCCCCGCCCCCGGCCGUGCUACGACGACGGGGCCGACGAGGCAGAGUCUUUUAUCCGGCGUGGCGGGUGGAAGCGGCGGGGUAUUGUUUUCGUCAACUCGGGCUCGCCGCUGGCUGGAGAGGACGAGACUUUUGAGAUUUGAUCUGGCGCCGUUUUACUCUUCUCUUCUUUCUUCUUUACUUUAUCUUGUUUAAUGGGUUGGCGGUGGUGAGCGUUGCAUUGCAUGGACUAGCAUGGGCCGGUAUUGGGAUUUCCUACGAGAUACCUCUUGGGUUUACUGGCAGGACAGAUCCCGCAUUACGGAUGGGUUCGGGACUUUGGGUGGGCCUGGAUUUGGACUUGAACGUACAACGGACGGUGUACGCAUUCCCUUUGUUUCUGGCAUUU
This is a messenger RNA of Chaetomium fimeti, 1211 nucleotides long. RefSeq lists its product as uncharacterized. The record is from RefSeq and is a predicted model, not a curated record. The coding region runs from base 214 to 966 and encodes 250 amino acids. NCBI's taxonomy places the organism in Eukaryota, Fungi, Ascomycota, Sordariomycetes, Sordariales, Chaetomiaceae. The transcript has a single exon.